GUCUACAAAUGUCUCAGUGGAGGCUAAAGAUACUUGUGUUGUAGCUCAGCUCUUGGAUACAGGAAAUUUGGUUUUGUUCGACGAUAGAAGUAAAAGUACUGUGUGGGAAAGCUUUGAUCAUCCUACGGAUACUAUGCUGCCAGGAAUGAAACUUGGGUUGGACCGAAGGACAGGCAUGAACCGGUUCCUGAUAUCUUGGAGAUCAGCAGCUGACCCCGGAACUGGAAACUUCUCACUUCAGAUCAACCCAAAAGGAUCACCACAGGUCUUUAUCUACUGGGGUACAAAAUAUAUUUGGCGAGGCUUUCCUUGGCCCUGGAAAAGUUAUGCAUAUAUAUUCAAUGCUAGUUUUGUCAACAAUCAAAAUGAGACAUAUGCGGCAUACUCUGUUUCUGAUGCUUCCGCUAUCCUAAGGUUAAUGUUGGACUAUUCAGGACUUCUCAAGAAAAUAAUUUGGCAAGAAAAAGAUGGCAAAUGGAAUGAAUUCCAGUCGACGCCAAGAUCUCCAUGUGAUCCAUAUGGGCAUUGUGGUACCUAUGGAAUAUGUGAUCCUGAAUUUCUUAGUCGAAGAUUUGAAUGUGAUUGUUUACCGGGGUAUGAACCCAAGUCCCCAAGGGACUGGCAUAUUCUAAAAGAUGCAUCAGGCGGGUGUGUCAGGAAGCGGCUAGAGUCUACCUCAUUAUGUGGCCAUGGGGAAGGAUUUGUGAAAGUGGCAAAUGUUAAAGUACCUGACACUUCAGCAGCAGUUUGGGUAAGCAUGAAUAUGAGUCCAAGGGACUGUGAAAGGAAUUGCAGGAGGAAUUGUUCAUGCUCUGCAUAUGCAAGCAUAGAUAUUGCUGGGAAGGAGACUGGCUGUUUGACAUGGUAUGGCAAAUUGAUGGACACUGCACACGAUAGGGAAGAGGGAAAUGAUAUUUAUGUUCGUGUUGAUGCAGUCGAAUUAGCUGAAAUUGCCGAAAAAUGGAAUGGUUUUCUUAAAAGGAAGGAUAUGUUAGCCAUUUUAGUAAUAUCUGUUGUUUCAGCUUGGUUUGUCAUCAUCUUGUUUACAUAUUUGUGGCUCAAGAAGAAGAAGAAAAGGGUGAGGAACAAAUGGAACAAAAGGUGGCUUGAUACAAUUGGCACAGUGGAAAAUCAAGUCGAAGGUAGCAUGAGUCAUCCAGAGAUUGCUUUUUUCAAUCUGAGCACUAUACUUGCUGCAACUAACAGUUUCUCUCCAGCUAACAAACUAGGGCAAGGUGGUUUUGGUGUGGUUUAUAAGGGUAAAUUGUCUAAUGGAAAGGAAGUUGCUGUGAAAAGACUUUCAAAAGAUUCGGGGCAAGUAAUAGAUGAAUUUAAAAAUGAAGUUUUAUCGAUUGCAAAACUUCAACAUCAAAAUUUGGUGAAACUCCUAGGAUGCUGUAUUCAGGGAGAGGAACCGAUGCUAGUUUAUGAAUACAUGCCAAACAAAAGCUUGGACUCCUUUCUUUUCAAUGAAACAAGAAGGUCAAUCUUGGAUUGGAGAAAACGCUUGGAUAUUAUCGUUGGGAUUGCUCGUGGAAUCUUAUAUAUUCACCAAGAUUCUAGGUUGAAAAUUAUCCAUAGAGAUCUAAAAACCAGCAAUAUCCUAUUGGAUGAAGAAAUGAAUCCAAAAAUUUCAGAUUUUGGCCUAGCUAGAAUCUUCAAAGGCGACCAAACUCAUGAGAAGACAAACAGAAUAGUUGGAACAUUAUAUGGCAUUUAUGGAGAGAAGAGAGAGCAUGGGAGAUGGUUGAUUCAUCACUAAAGCAUUCUUGUUCUCCUGAUGAAGUAUUGAGAUGCAUCCAAAUUGGGCUCUUAUGCGUGCAAGAAGAUAUAAUGGAAAGACCGACCAUGUCAGCUGUCGUUCUAAUGUUAAAUAGCGAAAUUAGUCUUCCUUCUCUUAAGCAACCUGCAUUCACUUUCAGAAAGUCUAGUAUUAUUAGUUCUAGCUCAUUAGAACCAAAAGAAAGAUUUUGUUUUGUGGAUGAGGAGACAAUUACUGAGGUUGUAUGUCGUUGAAUAUCUCUCUCCUCAAUUACAUAAAUUUUUAGUA
Messenger RNA from Hevea brasiliensis (rubber tree), 2050 nucleotides. Its product is annotated as G-type lectin S-receptor-like serine/threonine-protein kinase At1g11410. The record is from RefSeq and is a predicted model, not a curated record. Gene Ontology annotation, molecular function: protein kinase activity; ATP binding. NCBI's taxonomy places the organism in Eukaryota, Viridiplantae, Streptophyta, Magnoliopsida, Malpighiales, Euphorbiaceae. Bases 134 to 1762 code for a protein of 542 amino acids. The transcript has 6 exons. Gene Ontology annotation, biological process: protein phosphorylation; recognition of pollen.